AUGAGAGCUGGUCUUGUUGACUACGCUAGAGUAUCUAGACCACUUCAAGAGCGUCUUGACGAGACAUUAUCAGGGACUAAGAAAACAAAUCAACUAGCAGCUGGAGUGCAGAUUGACCUGAAUCCAGACGAACAAGCAGCGUUUGAAGCUGUCAAAGAUUUGCUUGGUAAUUCCGCAAUGCUCAUGUACCCGGAUCCACCCAAACAGCUCGUCCUGCUCUCCGACCGAGGCUGGGGUCUGGUAGUCUCGCAAGUGACCGACUGGAGGCCCGAUGUACCUAUGCACGAACAAAAGCACGAGUUCUUGGUGUGUAUGGGUGGAAGAUUCACGGUGUAA
Messenger RNA from Phytophthora nicotianae INRA-310, 336 nucleotides. RefSeq lists its product as hypothetical. Lineage: Eukaryota; Oomycota; Peronosporomycetes; Peronosporales; Peronosporaceae. The record is from RefSeq and is a predicted model, not a curated record. The coding region runs from base 1 to 336 and encodes 111 amino acids. The transcript has a single exon.